CCCCCCCCCCGCCAUGCAAACUCUGCACGUUACGUGGCCUGUGUUGUUGUUGCUAUCUCUGCUUGCUUCUUCCCCACUGUCGUGUGAGCUUGUCGAUGUUGUUGGGGGGCCGAGUGGGUGGCGUUGCGGCCCCCUACGAACACUGUCAGAUUAACACGAAGUGAGACUUUCGCGCCAAAUAUCUGCCAUCAUAUCGCUGUGUUUGUUGUUGUUGUUGAGGGGAGGGAGGUUGUUAGAUCGCGUAAAUAUAUUUAAAUAUAAACGUCGCGUCAACAGAACGUGACCAUAGUUCGUUACUAGUACAGCAACAUCGGUGUGUUGGGAGAGCAAAGACGCAUAUCAUUUACGAUCGAGAGGAACGACGUUUCGCGCAGUAAUUGCAACCAGCAUCAUCAGGCGGGGGCAGACAGAUUUGUGGAGAAGUUCUGUUCCAAAAAGAGAAAAACUUAGUUACUACUGGGCCAACACUAUCAGUUAAAAAAAAACGAGAGUUCCUACCUUAGAUAAGCGUUGAGAGGGGGUGAAGAGUGCGGCGACCGUCUCACGUCUUACGGACGAAGCAAGCCGCUGGUGGAAAUUCCACAUUCCCACGAAUGGUGAGCUACGCGAGCGCGGCAAUGCGAGACUGCGACCCGGACGAUGACGAGGAGGAGAGGCUGCAAAUCAUCGAGGAGGUGGACGAAGAGGAGGAGGAGGAGAAAGACGAGGAGGAAGACGAAGAGGAGGCGGCGGCGGAGGAGGAGGAAGAGACGAACUUAGAGGGGACCGGCGGCAAUCCCGGCGUGGACAAGACUGCCGAGCCGCUGGGCAGGCAGGACGGGACGGUGGCGGAGUGCGAUGUCCCGGGCAGUGGGGCCACUCACCGUGAGGAAAUGAAUGAUCACAGCGAUGCCCCGGGCGCCGAAGCCUCUCUUGGCUCUCAAGGACGAGACGACACAGACGCGCAGGAGGGGCUCGUGACCGCUGGCGGCGGCGAGGGGCCCGGCGCGGACGGCCUCGCCGAGUUCCUGCGGCGCCGCGACACCGCCGUCAUUUUCCCCGAGGACCCCGAUGAGGGCCCGGGGAACCGGGCCUCACCCGAGAGCCUCCUCCGCAGGCCCAACGGCGCGAGGACGCCCGGCGCGUUUGCCGCGCUGCUGGCAUGCCCGCACUGCGACCGCGGCUACAAGCGGCUGAGCUCGCUCCGGGAGCACAUCCGCUACCGGCACGAGAGGGGCACAGGCGACGGCGGCGGCGUCGUGGAUCUCCACAAAGCACCGCGUGCCCCCCAGGCGGGCGAGCAGGGUCAGCCUCCCGCUGCCGGGAGCCGCAAGUUUAAGUGCACAGAGUGUGGGAAAGCCUUCAAGUACAAGCACCACCUCAAGGAACACUUCCGCAUCCACAGCGGGGAGAAGCCAUACGAGUGCCCAAAUUGCAAGAAGCGCUUCUCUCACUCGGGCUCGUACAGCUCGCACAUCAGCAGCAAGAAGUGCGUCGGCUCCGUCCCGGUGAACGGCAGGGCGCGGGCUCCCUCGCCGCCGUGCUCCCCCGUCGUCGGCCUCGCCGCCGCCGAGCACAGCCCCCCCCCGGCAGAGUGCCCCACGGCCCGCUUGCGGGUCAAGGAAGAGCCCGCGGAAUUCGCGGGCGCCGACUACGAGGGCACCGUCGGCGUGGCCUCGCACGGCCUCUCCGGCCUCGCUCCCUUCCUGAACGGCUACGCGUCGACGGGCGUCGCCGCGGCCGCUCACGCUCUCGCCGCGGCACGGCGGCGGGACCGCGAGUUCGGCCUCGGCGGUCGGCGCGGCGGGGCGGGGCCGGCGAGCGACGGCCGGGAGACGAGCGAAGGCGAUCCGGCGUCGGCGCACGGCCCGGGGAAGAGGAACGGCGGCGCGGACGGCUUCCAUUGCCAGGCGAAGGCAUCUCCAGUUGCCGGUGCCCUGACGGCUGACGCCGUCAAGGUGGAAGGGAACACCGCCACGUCUCCCAAAUCCACCCAGAGCUCAAGUCACGAUGACAACGAGGACGACUGUGGCGCGCGUUCCGAGAAAAAGUUCGACGCCGACGAGGAGGACUUCCUGCGGAGCAUUGGGCUGGAGGCCACGCGUCGUCCGGCCAUCAAGAUAAAGACCGAAGAGCCGGAUCUGGACGAGCGUUCUUCCCACGUGGAAGGGGCGGCUCACCACGCCUGCCAGUAUUGCAAUGAACCAUUUCCAAGUCCAAUACCUCUGCACCAACACGAGCGCUAUCUCUGUAAGAUGAACGACGAGAUCAAGGCGGUGCUUCGACCGUCCGCGCCGCAGCCUUCGUCUCCAGCUCAACCAAAGAAGUUGAAAUUGUCGGCUGGAAGGGGGUUAAAAGGGUGCCGCGCAACGGCACUCGGAGACCAAUUGGCUUUCCUAAAGUCGUAUUGCUUUGCCAGAAAUGUUGAGCCAAGUCCCGAGGAGCUGAUUAAGAUAUCGUUGGCCAUGAGCCUCCCCAGAGACGUUCUCUCCAAGUGGCUGGAUAAGAAAUCCAACGCAGCAGGCAGAGCACAAGAGCACUGUGCGUCCAGCUCUCCCUCUUACAAGCUAGCCCUAUCACCGGUGGGCCGCGGCUGUUCUCCGGCUGGGCACGUCGGCUACAGCAGGGAGGGAAGUCCACCGCAGCACCCACUGGGCUCGCCGAUGAGUGCCCGGUCCGACUCGCCUAGAGGCAGAGGUGCCCUGCACGGCCCCGCGGCAGGUCACGCGAAGAACGGGCAGCCCAACGGCUUGUUCGCGAACGGUCUUCACCACGGUCAAGACCAGGCCCAGCCGCUCGACUUAUCGGUGCCAAAAUUGAGCAAAGUGAGGCUGAGAGAGACAGGCUUUGUUAAUUUCCAUAAUUCGAGCAGUGUUAAUUGCAAAGAGGAGCCGUUAAACUUAACUUACAUGAAGAGAUCCUCGGCUCUGAAAAGCGUCAAAAGAAAAUCGAACGCCAAGCUAGACUCGAGUGCUUCUUACAUGACCAAUGGCUCAUCGAACAACAGUGUUGACCAUUUACAUGAGAAUAAAUCAAUAAUGAAUAUGGUCACUUCCAGCUACGGCAACGGUCCCGUGUUCACGGGCUUUCCGCCGCUCAGCACCUUUUCGUCGCCGCCCGGUCUGAUUCCGGCCCUCCACAUGGGCUACCCCGGCCUGAGGCCCUACAUGGGCCUGGACCAAGCAGCAUUGCUGUCCCACAUGUCACCGUACAGAGGCCUUUCGGACACAGCUGCUCUCGCCGACUUCCACGACAAGAGGGGCCUUCAGAUGCGCCACUUUGCACACGGAGAGUCUCCUGAGCGGGGAGAGGGAAGCCCCGUGGGCUCGGACGAGGUGACGGACUCGGACUCGGGAGUGCCCACGCGCAAGCGGCAGAGGAGGGGGGAGUGCGUGCCCGGGGGCUCGUUCGCCUGCGACCUGUGCGACAAAACCUUCCACAAGAGCAGCUCGUUGCUGCGCCACAAGUACGAGCACACAGGCAAGCGGCCGCACCAGUGUGAGGUGUGCAACAAGGCGUUCAAGCACAAGCACCACCUGAUCGAGCACUCGCGGCUGCACUCGGGUGAGAAGCCGUACCGCUGCGACCGCUGCGGCAAGCGCUUCUCGCACUCGGGCUCCUACUCGCAGCACAUGAACCACCGCUACUCCUACUGCCGGCGCGGCGACCCCGGCGAGCGCAGCGGGGAGCCGGGCGCGCCGGGGGGGCGGCAAGGCUUGUUGGGAGCGGAUUUGGGGGCCCUGGGAGCGGAGUUCGGAGCGACGGAGUCGCAGGAAAGCGCCGAAGAGCUCAACGAGGGGGAGGGCGGAUGCGGGGCGGAGGGUUGUGCCGUCGCAGAGGACCGCAAUGAUGAGGCAGAGUCGGAGGAUGCGCGCGGCGCGGGGGCUGUGGGAAACGAAGGGAGAGAUUCCGCCGUUGAAUUGAACGGUGCUGACGGAGAUGAUACUGUGAUGGAAGCUCCGCCGGAUGAAGACCAAGAGACAAAAUCCGGAACUGAUGGGGCAAAUGACAACGAUGCUUUGACUUGUGAUAACUAACCGGUCUGCCUCUGACUUUCUGAGAACAAAUGUGUUGUGUUGCAACUAGACCACUGCUGUGCCUGAAAUAUGUUUUCUGGAUACAGAAUGUGUAAAUUAUGUAGGAACGGUUUUUUGAACAAAGGUAUUUCUGGACUAACUCGAAUGCUGUUGGAAUUAGUGGGUACUACAGGCGAGGUGUUUUUCGUAUUAAAAUGAUUGUAAAGAGGUGGAAAAUGGAGUUAGAAAUGGGCAUGUUAAAUGUGGAUAGAUAAUGCUAUGAUUAGGAACAUCUGUAGUUGGGAGAUACAAGAACGAUCUGGAAAAAGCCUUUUAUAUGCAUACUUAAAAAAAAAAGUUUUCUACCAGUGCCAUCUUUUACAAAAGCAGUGUUACUCAAUGUUUAAAAUGUUAAAGCUUUGUUUUUGUUAGUCUCGAAAAGAUAAAAGUAUUCUGCUAAACAUUCACACAGUAUUAUUUGACAUAGCAUGCAGCUUGUGUAGUUUACACUGUUUGUGCAAUUCCUCCUCGGUUUUUGUUAUUGUUGUUGUCGUCACGUGGUGCUGCCAUGUGCACCGUCCUCUCUCUUAAGCUGUGGUGACCGUUAAUUUAUGUUUCGUUGUUUUAAUGUUUGUUUGUUUGUUUACACGUUGCCAUCUCUGUAAUUUAUUCAUUCCGUUUUAGAUGCAAGUAGAAUGUUGUUGUUGUUUAUAAUUGCCAGCCAGAACAUGAUUCAGUAUUAAUACUCUUUGAGCAAGAUAUUUGUAACAUUUUCACAAAUCGUCCAGACCACCGGUCUGCGUUGUACCGCGCGUACUAUUUUUGCAGUGCAUUUUAGCGUUCUCUUUCCAAGUUGCUGUUUGACAAACGUCAGUAUUUUUCCUGGAUGUACAACCCCGUUUUUAACGAGCUUCCAUUUGAAUACAUUUUGUUUACCGAUGCAGCCAAGGCUGCCAAGACUUGAAUUUGUACAUUAAAACUCAGAAAUAAAUCUCAGCGUCUUUUUCGUAA
Petromyzon marinus (sea lamprey) is the source of this 5006-nucleotide messenger RNA. Its product is annotated as zinc finger E-box-binding homeobox 2-like. The record is from RefSeq and is a predicted model, not a curated record. NCBI's taxonomy places the organism in Eukaryota, Metazoa, Chordata, Hyperoartia, Petromyzontiformes, Petromyzontidae. Gene Ontology annotation, molecular function: RNA polymerase II cis-regulatory region sequence-specific DNA binding; DNA-binding transcription factor activity, RNA polymerase II-specific. Gene Ontology annotation, biological process: anatomical structure development; regulation of transcription by RNA polymerase II.